This is a messenger RNA of Penicillium soppii, 894 nucleotides long. Its product is annotated as PP1-complex regulatory subunit GLC8. Gene Ontology annotation, biological process: regulation of signal transduction. Gene Ontology annotation, molecular function: protein phosphatase inhibitor activity. Lineage: Eukaryota; Fungi; Ascomycota; Eurotiomycetes; Eurotiales; Aspergillaceae. Bases 1 to 894 code for a protein of 297 amino acids. The record is from RefSeq and is a predicted model, not a curated record. The transcript has 3 exons.
AUGACGACCGCACCACACAUGCCGGCCAAGGCGCACAGCUCUGAGGAUGUGCACCAUCGGCCCAGAGGUAUCCUUAAGAACUCCAACUCCUUCCAGGGCAGCCUCGCUCCAAUGACAGCCGCCUCUCCACCCUCCGUCCCAGCAAUCUCCGAGCCCGAAGAAACAAAGGAGCUCACCCUCCAAAAUACCUUGCAAAAUGCAGGCCGCCGACGCUCCUCAUCAACAACCCGACCAGGCACCAACGCCCGCCGCCAGUCGUCAGUCAGCGCCCAUGACGAAAACGAACCCCGCCUAAAGUGGGACGAGGCAAACCUCUACCUCACUGAGCAGGAAAAGACAGCAAAGAUGAAGAUCGAUGAGCCCAAGACCCCAUAUGCUCCUCACUACGAUCCCCGCGAGGACGACGAGUUGAUCCGAAUGGACGAAGCCCAAGACAGCCUGCUCGACGCGAAUGGUAUUGUCGUUGACGAGCUUGAGAAGAAUAAAACCGGGGCUCACCGCAAGGCCUUCUCAGAGGAGGAAAUCCCGGACCUGGAGCUCGGUGAACCGGAGGAUAGCCUGCCAGACACCUCGAAUGAUCCUCGUGUUUUCCGUGAUCGGAGUAUGAGCACGGACUCGCACAAGAGCGAGAGACAUGUUCACGUUGGCGGCGUUGGGGAUGAGAAUGGCACCGAUGCGCCUGCCGAUGAUCCGCUUCUGUCUCCCGAAGAAGCUCGCGAGAAGCAUGCUCAUUUCGAGGAGCAGCGCAAGAAGCACUAUGAGAUGAGGAAUAUCAAGGAACUGCUUGCACACCCUGAAGAUUUGGACGAGGACAUGGAAGAUGACGAUGGAGCCGAGUCUGCUCCCCAUCCGUCCAUGCCUGAUAUGCCUCAACGUUUCCGCAAUGCGCAAUAG